ACAACAGAGACGUGUCUCUCAUGAUGAGGGAGAUGGACGUGAACGCCAUCGCUGGAACUCUGAAGCUGUAUUUCAGAGAGCUGCCGGAGCCGCUGUUCACGGACGAAAUGUACCCAAACUUCGCUGGAGGCAUCGCGCUGUCUGACAGGGAGGCGAAAGAGAGCUGCAUGCUGAACCUGCUGCUGUCUCUACCGGAGGCCAACCUGGUGACCUUCUUCUUCCUGCUCGAACACCUCAAGCGGGUGACUGAGAACGAGGGCGUCAACAAGAUGUCUUUGCACAACCUGGCCACCGUGUUUGGUCCGACUCUGCUGCGGCCGUCAGAGAAAGACAGCAAACUCUCCAGCAGCUCCACGCCCAUCUCUAUGAACGACAGCUGGUCUCUGGAGGUCAUGUGUCAGGUUCAAGUCCUCCUCUACUUCCUUCAGCUGGAGGGCAUCCCAACCCCCGACAGCAAGCGUCAAAGCCUCCUCUUCACCACUGAAGUAUAACGGGAACAUGGUGCACUGAUUAUUCUGUGCACAGGUUGAAUAUCUGAGGAUUAAUGAGGCGGACGCUGCUGUGUUGCUGUGAGGACGCUUCAUGUGGCCACUAGGUGGACUCAGCAACACAUUAAACUGGAAACAGCCAUAAUCACCACAGCCUGCUGUCAGAAGAAGAUAUAGGACAAAAUAUAUCAUUCCUUUUUUUUAAUUUAAAAUGAUUUGCUGUUCUGUUCCACUGUGCACAUUAGCUCCAUAUUCACAGAGGAGGGAUUUCUGCUGUAUUAAGAUUUAUUUCUGAUAUAUAAAGCUCACCUGUGCCAAUGUGUCCCCUGCUGAUGACCAAACAUUACCCUAAAUGUUUACCUUCAUUUUGUACAGUUUUUAAAAAAAAUAUGAGACUGAAAACUGUAGUUACACAAAGCAACGUGCAGGCAUGUUGACCUUACCUUUUAAAGUGUGCAGGUAUACGAUUUGUAUAGUGACCUUAUUCAGUUUGCAGCUGCUUCUGGUGGUGGUGUUGUCUGUCGAUAUGAGGGCUUUAUAUGGACGUGGUACAGAGAAGAAAUAGGCUAAUCAUUCCAGGAUAUGUAAUGAAUGCUGUGUAUAAUUUUAAUUUCAAAUGUUUUUGUCUAUGUUUAAUAUGUUGUUCCAUGUUUGAUGUCUGAUUUUAAAGAGGCCCUAUUAUGCUUUUUUUUUUCCUUCAGGUUUUCCCAUUCCUGUAGUUUAUUAUACAGGUUUUUGUGCAUGUAAAUGGCCUGCAAAGGCAAAAAUCCCUGUAACGCCUCCAUUUGACUUCCUUGUUUACUUCCAGAACAUAGUAACAUCACUAUGUAACACUCACACUUUUAUUGGCUAGCGCUCCAACAAGACAUGACACAGUAGAUGCACUAAAUACUGAUAUACACCUGAACAUGAUAGGGCCUCUUUAAUUAAUUCUGUAUAUGUGUUGCUUCCUGCUGCAUUCCUUCUCUGUAGUCCACCUUUUAAAAGGACAAAACCACACUGCUGUAGGAAUAAAAUCGACUGGAUUUUAAAUACCAAAUGAUUCCUCUUAGGACCUAUUUAAGGCACAGUUAUUCACUCAUAUUCAAGUCUCCUGGCAUAGGGUUAUCAUCCAUGUACCUAUAGUGUUACUGAAAAUACACUGUGUUCGUGCAUUAAUAUUGUUUUUGUCCCAAUCACUGCAAGUAUUGAAACACUUGCUGGCACAAUCCUUAUCCCUAAAGGCUUAUGUAAAAUAAAAAGCAAUAACUGUUAGUGAUUCUUAGGAUGAGACUUCUUGUAUGUAUGAUUGUGUAAAUAAAGACUUGGUAACAUUA
Molecule: messenger RNA, 1804 nt
Organism: Notothenia coriiceps (black rockcod)
Lineage: Eukaryota; Metazoa; Chordata; Actinopteri; Perciformes; Nototheniidae
Product: breakpoint cluster region protein
Exons: 4
Biological process (GO): positive regulation of GTPase activity; signal transduction
Cellular component (GO): membrane
Molecular function (GO): GTPase activator activity
Source: RefSeq, a predicted model, not a curated record